GGCGCUUACGCUGUUUGCGUAGCGCACGCCGUUGGCGCAGGCGCAGUGAGGCGGGCCCGGAUCCCUGCGCGCGGCCGAAGCCUCCGGUGCCGGUCCCGGUUCCGAGCAGGCCCCGGCUCCGGUCCCGGUCCCGUGAAGGCCCCGAGAAGGCCCCGGCCCCCCGCAGGCCCCGGCCUCGGCCCCCGGCCCGGCCCGGCCAUGAAGUUCCUGUACAAGGAGGAGCAUCCGUUCGAGAAACGUCGCUGCGAGGGCGAGAAAAUCCGGAAAAAGUACCCGGACCGAGUCCCGGUGAUCGUGGAAAAGGCGCCCAAGGCUCGAAUUGGGGACCUGGACAAGAAGAAAUACCUGGUGCCCUCCGACCUGACAGUGGGGCAGUUUUAUUUCCUGAUCAGGAAGAGAAUUCACCUGCGGGCCGAGGACGCUUUGUUCUUCUUCGUCAACAACGUCAUCCCCCCGACCAGCGCCACCAUGGGACAGCUCUACCAGGAACACCACGAGGAGGAUUUCUUCCUUUACAUCGCCUACAGCGACGAGAGCGUCUACGGAGCCUGAAGCCGCCUUCUCCCGCUCCUCCCGAAUUCCCGAUCCCGAAUUUCCCGGUUUUUUCCCGGUUUUUUCCCGGUUUUUCCCGGUUUUUUCCCGGUUUUUUUCCCCCCUCCCCCCCCCCCCCUCAAAUAAAAGCGACGGAGCCGCCUCAGGGCCUGGA
Poecile atricapillus (Black-capped chickadee) is the source of this 706-nucleotide messenger RNA. It is a transcript of the gene GABARAP, whose product is annotated as GABA type A receptor-associated protein. The record is from RefSeq and is a predicted model, not a curated record. The transcript is spliced from 4 exons. Gene Ontology annotation, cellular component: autophagosome membrane; cytosol; autophagosome. Gene Ontology annotation, molecular function: GABA receptor binding; ubiquitin protein ligase binding. Gene Ontology annotation, biological process: macroautophagy; autophagosome assembly; autophagy of mitochondrion. The coding region runs from base 199 to 552 and encodes 117 amino acids. NCBI's taxonomy places the organism in Eukaryota, Metazoa, Chordata, Aves, Passeriformes, Paridae.